Molecule: messenger RNA, 2271 nt
Organism: Penicillium diatomitis
Lineage: Eukaryota; Fungi; Ascomycota; Eurotiomycetes; Eurotiales; Aspergillaceae
Product: bifunctional anthranilate synthase/indole-3-glycerol-phosphate synthase
Exons: 1
Coding region: 1-2271 (756 amino acids)
Biological process (GO): L-tryptophan biosynthetic process
Cellular component (GO): cytosol
Molecular function (GO): phosphoribosylanthranilate isomerase activity; indole-3-glycerol-phosphate synthase activity; anthranilate synthase activity
Source: RefSeq, a predicted model, not a curated record
AUGGCGGACCUUGUGGACCACUCUCCCCGCCACCCCACGAUAGCUGCCAAACUCAGCAGCGCCUCGAACGUUAUAUUGAUUGACAACUAUGAUUCAUUUACCUGGAAUGUUUAUCAAUACCUCGUUCUCGAGGGUGCUACUGUCACCGUAUUCCGGAAUGAUGAAGUCACCGUGGAGGACCUUGUUGCGAAGAAACCAACACAACUUGUCAUAAGCCCUGGGCCUGGUCAUCCUGAAACCGAUGCGGGAAUCAGCAACGAAGCUAUUAAAUACUUCAGCGGAAAGAUUCCGAUCUUCGGCGUUUGCAUGGGUCAGCAGUGCAUGAUCACCAGCUUCGGAGGAAAGGUUGACGUGACUGGGGAGAUUCUGCAUGGGAAGACAUCAGUCUUGAAGCAUGACGCCAAAGGUGUUUACGAGGGGCUGCCCAAGGUUCUGUCAGUCACUCGGUAUCACUCCCUGGCUGGUACACAUUCGACUGUUCCUGAUUGCAUGGAGGUGACAUCCUGGGCUGAGCUCGAAGACGGGAGCGGUAACAACGUGAUCAUGGGAGUGCGACACAAGGAACUCGCUGUCGAAGGCGUGCAGUUUCACCCUGAGAGCAUUCUUACCGAAUAUGGGCGCACGAUGUUCAGAAACUUCCUAAAGCUGACUGCAGGUACCUGGGCUGGAAACAAAGGCGGCUCCGUGCCUCAAACAGUCCCUUCCAUGGAUAAGAAGCUGUCUAUACUAGACAAGAUUUACGCCCAUCGAAAGAAUGCUGUCGAAGAACAGAAAAAAAUUCCUGCUUUGAGUCCAGAGUCUCUCCAGGCUGCCUACGAUCUUAACAUCGCACCACCGCAAAUUUCUUUCCCGGCUCGAUUGAGACAGUCUGUAUACCCACUGUCUCUGAUGGCAGAGAUCAAGCGCGCAUCUCCUUCCAAAGGCAUCAUUUCAGCCAAUGUUUGUGCACCUGCUCAAGCACGUGAAUACGCCAAGGCUGGCGCCAGUGUGAUUUCUGUCCUCACGGAACCUGAAUGGUUCAAGGGCACAAUUGAUGAUCUGCGGGCGGUCCGUCAGAGCCUUGAAGGACUCACAAAUCGACCUGCUCUCUUACGGAAGGAAUUCAUCUUUGAUGAGUAUCAGAUCUUGGAAGCACGCCUGGCUGGUGCUGACACAGUCCUGCUCAUUGUGAAGAUGCUCAGCCUUGAGCUCCUCACUAGACUAUUCAACUAUUCCCGAAGCCUCGGCAUGGAGCCGCUCGUUGAAGUAAACACCCCUGACGAGAUGAAAAUUGCAGUGAAUCUUGGCUCUGAGGUGAUUGGCGUCAACAACCGCGAUUUGACUAGCUUCGAAGUCGACCUCGGCACCACCAGCCGCCUGAUGGAACAGGUUCCUGGGACCACAAUUGUCUGUGCUUUGAGUGGCAUCACUGGGCCUCAGGAUGUCGAAGCUUAUAAGAAGGACGGUGUGAAAGCUAUUCUUGUUGGAGAGGCACUCAUGCGAGCAUCUGACACGUCUGCCUUUGUGGCUCGUCUUCUUGGCGGAUCAUCUGAAAAAGUUGCUGCGUCUGCACCGCGUUCACGCUUGGUCAAGAUCUGUGGUACUCGGUCUGAAGAGGCAGCUAAAGCUGCAAUCGAGGCCGGAGCUGAUCUUAUUGGUAUCAUUUUGGUUAAGGGACGCUCCAGGUUGGUCUCCGACGAGGUUGCUAUUCGUAUUUCACAGGCAGUCAAGUCAACACCACGACCAGGGGCCCAAAUGUCCACGUCUGUGGAGGAGAACUGUUCACAUGAAUGGUUUGAUCAUUCACGCAAGGUCCUGCGCCACCCAGGCCGUGCUUUACUCGUGGGCGUGUUCCUCAACCAACCUCUAUCGUAUGUUCUCGCCCAACAACAGAAGUUGGGGCUCGAUGUCGUGCAACUCCAUGGCUGUGAGCCGUUGGAGUGGUCCACACUGAUUCCAGUCCCCGUGAUCCGCAAAUUUGCUCCAGGAGAUCUCGGGAUUGCACGUCGUGCUUAUCACUCUCUUCCCCUAUUGGACUCUGGGGCGGGUGGUUCUGGGGAGCUGCUCGAGGGAGCAGGUGUUCAAAAGACUCUCAACUCUGACGAAGGCCUGCGUGUCAUUCUUGCCGGCGGCCUAAACCCCGAUAAUGUCGUCAGCGCCAUCAAUGAACUAGGUGUGGCAGGAUCGAAAGUCGUUGGGGUCGAUGUUAGCUCGGGGGUGGAAACCAACGGCGUUCAGGAUGUGGACAAGAUUCGCGCAUUCGUGAAGGCUGCCAAAAGCAUUGCGUUGUAA